AUGGGCGGUUGCUGCUGCUGUUGUUCUUCUAAGGAGACUGUGUUGAGCGCUCCACCUGCCUACUAUUAUUAUCCAAGAGCAUCAGAGGAGCAUGUUCCUCUAUCUUCUCACCAGGGUGCCGCUUCUACUUUCUCUGGCCGACUCUUGGUUGAUACAAAUCUAGAUACUUCAUCUCCUGAUACUUAUAGACCUCCGCCUGCUCCUAUCCCUUUCAAUGUUACGUUUGGUACCUCUCAAACUCCACCUGCAGCUCAAGAAAUUCGUAGUGACAAGAAUAAUACAUCCUUGCAUUCUACAAAUUCUAAUGCAAUUCAAGAACCAGUACCUGGAGACAAUCAUGGGACCCCAGUUAAGUUGGAUGAACUGAAGGAAUCAGAGAACAAAGUUCAGACUGAUAUAGAGCUAGAUUCUGCUAAGGGUUCUGAUAUUGAACUUGCAAAGUCAGGAAAACCUGUAGAUUUAGUAGAGGAGGAGGAUACAUGCCCAAUUUGUUUAGAAGAAUAUGAUGCAGAGAAUCCAAAACUCGCAACAAAGUGCGACCAUCAUUUUCACCUUGCAUGCAUUCUGGAAUGGAUGGAAAGAAGUGAAACUUGCCCCGUAUGCGAUCAGGAUUUGGUUUUCAACCCUCCCAUUGAAUAA
Sphenostylis stenocarpa is the source of this 639-nucleotide messenger RNA. The record is from the annotation of a GenBank genome assembly. Lineage: Eukaryota; Viridiplantae; Streptophyta; Magnoliopsida; Fabales; Fabaceae.